AGCGCCACAAAAUAUAAAGACGAACAGCAAAACAACAAAGACGGUGUUGUUGAGAGGCUCUCUUUAGGCGUUACGUUGAGUCUGACAUCAUGGGAACUCCGCAACCUUAAAAGAGACGGUAAAAAUACAACGGGAGAUUCACAGUUCGGCUCUCAGUGUGGAAUGAUAAGGACUAACUAACUGCGUCUCCUGUCAGCUCCUCUUCCCGCCGCUCAAGGCAGCAGAGCAGUCACGUGACAGCAGCGAGGGCUCACAGGCUGAGAGAACGCGCUUCAUUCGCCAUACUGUGUUUUGUGCCAUAACGCAUUUUUAUCGCAACAUUUUACUCCCACUCGGUGAGUACGUUUCCAGGCCUUUUUGUAACCCUUUUUGUCUUUUCACUUGCUCUUUUUUUUAUUUUUUUCUCUCUCCUUUUGCUGGGGUUUGAGCAUUGAGAUUUGAAAAAGUGUUGUUUUGAGGCGUUUUUCGAUCCGUACCUCAAGUUUUUAGUAUGCAGUGAUUCCUAUCGGGCUAUUCAGUACUGAGUGACACUGGCCAAGUACGUGCUUGCAGUCGUGUGAAAUCAUGCAACUGGUUUUUAAAUGGCCAUGGCAGUUCUAUUUUUACGUAUGUACGAUGAUGUUUGUUUUGAACCCUUUUUCCUUUUUUGUUCUCUGCCAUAGACUUUUGCUGUAGAUAUGCUUUGCUUGUAUUUUGCGGUGUUGUUCAUGAGAGUUUUGUGAUUUUGAUGUCACCGAGCGAAGCAUUUGCUUUUAUUUUGGUCUUUUCUUUAACACCCAAAAGUCAUUUUGAGACCUGGUGACGUUUUAAUGGAAACUUUUCUUGCAGCUUACCUGUCACGUUUGUUUUAUUUUUGCUGGUUUUUCUUUUCUUUUUCAAUGCCUUAUACUUUUGCAGAUGAUUUUGAGGUGAAGUGAUUUUUGGAGGUGCUCAUUUUUCACGUAUAUGAUGCAAAUUAAGGUGUCUAUGAAGGGAACUAUUGUUUCUUUGGGGGAAAUAUCAAUCAGUGCGUCUUUGCUUUCGCCGAAGAUGAACAGACUCUCCUUUGCAGGAGAAGAAUGACCGGCAAGAGUCAGACCAGCAAUGUCACUAACAAGAACGACCCACGCUCCCUCAACUCACGGGUCUUUAUCGGCAACCUCAACACUGCCAUUGUGAAGAAGGGCGACAUCGAGGUCAUCUUCGCCAAGUACGGCAAGAUCGUGGGCUGUUCGGUGCACAAGGGUUACGCUUUCGUCCAAUACAUGAGUGAAAGGAACGCACGGGCGGCCGUGGCAGGCGAGAACACCAGGAUUAUUGCAGGACAGCCGCUGGAUAUUAAUAUGGCCGGAGAGCCCAAACCCUACAGGCCUAAAGCGGGAUCCAAACGACCCCUAACUGCUGUCUACAGUGGUUAUGAAUUUGAUUAUGAUUACUACAGAGAUGAUUUCUACAAUAGGCUCUUUGACUAUCACGGACGGGUGGCUCCUCCUCCGAGGGCAGUGAUCCCACUGAAGCGUUCGCGAGUGGUACUUCCAUCCACUCGACGCGGGAAGAGUUCCUUCCCUCUUAAAACCUCCUCCGCUUCUUCCUCAAGACCUCCAUCUUCAUCGUCGUCCUUUUCCUCUGGGCUGAAAUCAGUGAAAACUGAUCAACUCCAGACUAUCAAACGUGAACUGACUCAGAUCAAGACGAAGAUCGACUCUCUUCUCGGCCGCCUGGAGAAGAUCGAGAAACAGCAGAGAUCUGAGUGUGAGCCUCAUAGGAAAUAUGAGGAGAACUGUGACUCCUUGCAUGAGGAGUCGAUAUCGGAGACGGCGGAUAACUCUGGAGAGGAGGGAGGAGAGGGAGCGCUGGAUGCGGAGGCGGGAGAAAUGACAGAUGGUGGCGAGGAUGACUACGAUGAAGAAGGCAGCACUGAUCUGAUGGAGAAUCAUGUGUCUGAUAUUGACAAUUGAAGAGUUCUGCAUCCAGAGAGGAAAUCAACUCUGCAUUGAACAGAAGACAUGAAACUCUGUGAAGACGGACGUCUCUUCUCUAAGAGGCCACGAAGACUCGUGAUUGGCUGAUUAGAUGCAGGGCACAUAUUUGGACAAGUUUAGCAUCUGCUAGUCACAACUGCUGUUUUUCAUUUAAUAAUGUUGGCAAAUUCAAUCAUAUUUGACUUUUACAGGAUAUGUGCAAAUCAAAUGUUAUUUUUAAGUUCAUCAUGCAAACACUAAAGUUUAAUUUUAAACUUUAAACCCCCCACCCCACCACCAAAGGAUAACUUAUUUGAGCAAAGAUUUUUACAGUCUUUGUGUGGAAAAUGAGCCUUAAAUGUCCGAAAACUUGGCAUUUUCAAAACCUUGAGGAUUAAUAGAGAAUUUAAGUAGAAUUAUAAUAUAUAUAUAUACACAUAUAUACAUAUAAUUUUUUUUAAUUAUUAUUAUGAUUUAUUUUUACACACACUCCUACUUAUUUCCUAGCCAGUUUAUGCUUUCUGAAAAUGUUUUUUGUGUAAUAUUUACUUGUGUAAUUCUUCUCCAUGGAUCAAAACAUAUUUUUGAUUCCCAAACCGAAUCCACUAAAAGUCAAGUAUUUGGUUUAAUGAAAGUUUUAGCUCCGUACUGCCAUAUUAGUUUCAUUAGACUCAAACUUAUAAUGUACACAUCAGUGUGACUGAAAUAUUGUCAGACCACUGCAACUCAAAAAAAAAAAAAAAAGAAUUAUUUCUUAAUGUGUCAUAAUUUGUAAAGAUACUGUAAAGAUGAUAUUGUGUGUACAUUGUCACUGUAUUUUGUUUUUAUCAUGCAUAGCUGUGUGUUAUUCAGAACGACAUGUAGUAGUCACAUUGUUUCCGUUCUCUAUGAUGUCAUCCGGUAUGGAGUGUCAUAAUGAACUCUAUUUUUGUAUGGCAGAUUUACAGAAAAAGCUUCAGAAUAUCCAUCUUUGUUCUGCUGACAUUUUCAUUCUGCUACUGUACAUAAUUUAUUUGUUUGAAUAAUGGAACUGUAUGUGUAUAGCUUAAAAAAAAAGAAAAAGAUUGAUGGAAAAUGGAUCCGAUUGUUUUGCUAUAUUUUGAAAUUGGUGUCAUGUUUGGGAGAAAAACUAUUCUAUACCGGUCUAGGUCACUGAUGACAUCUCAGAGGCCUAGAAAUAUAAUUAAAAUUAAUUCAUAUUGUAUAGAAAUGUAAA
Molecule: messenger RNA, 3156 nt
Organism: Pimephales promelas (fathead minnow)
Lineage: Eukaryota; Metazoa; Chordata; Actinopteri; Cypriniformes; Leuciscidae
Gene: ralylb
Product: RALY RNA binding protein like b
Cellular component (GO): nucleus
Molecular function (GO): RNA binding
Source: RefSeq, a predicted model, not a curated record